Durusdinium trenchii is the source of this 1559-nucleotide messenger RNA. Lineage: Eukaryota; Dinophyceae; Suessiales; Symbiodiniaceae. The record is from the annotation of a GenBank genome assembly.
GCUUCAUCUCUUCAUUUGGUGCAGUGGGUUUGGUAUUGGAAAGCCAACCGUUAUUUUGGUUCCUAUGGCAAAGAAGCGGCCAGCAGCCACGCCAGCAAAAGCUGCAGGCCGAAGAAAGAAGACCCUGGCCAAGCCGGCAAUCAAAGGCGCGAAGAAACCAGCUGCUUCGGCCAAAGCCAAGCAGCUAGGCGCUAGAGGGCCGGCCAAAGUCGCCAAAGCUGCCAAAGCGGACAAAGUUGCCAAAACCAAGCAAAAGACUCCAAGAGGUGUGGUUUUGGCCUUGUCGAAGGAGAUUGACUUCUCCAAACCGUUUAAGAAGGUGCUGUAUGUGCUGAGGGGCCCUCCGGGCUGUGGGAAGAGCACCGUGGCGCGACUACUUCUUCAAAGACAUCUCCAGGUGCAAGGGGUACGCUGGAACGGGUCUUCUGCAGGUGCCGCCAUCUCUACAGUCUGUCGAGCCUUCAUUUGUUCCACGGACGACUACUUUACGGAGCUGGAUGAGGAAGGAGGUGCCAGCUAUGACUUCGACCCCUCAUGCCUGCGAGAGUUCCACGAGAAGAACCGAAAGCGUUGCCUGGACGCCAUGGAGCUCAGCAGAAGCCCUUUGUUCGUGGACAACACCAACAUGGCCCUUUGGGAGAUGUCGGGGUAUGUGGCGCUGGCGGAGGAGCAUGCGUAUGCUGUGAUGAUCAUCGGCCCGGAGCAGCUGGGCCCUGGUGCGCUGGACUUACAAACGCUACAACUGCGUUGUGCCCAGGACGACCGAGCUGCGGGGAAGGAGAUCCCCGUCACAACGCUGGAACGGAUGAUCCAUCGAUAUGAGAAGUUGCCAGAUGAUUUACAAGGUCGCCUUUGCUGCGCUACGGAGCUGUCAAUAGUAAGGGACGCUCGGGCCGUACCAAGGUAUCGCUAUGCGGGCCUCGAUGUGGAAACUUCAGCCCUGGAGGCACUUUCAGACCUAGAUCUGGGACCAUUCUUUUGGGAGGGCACGGAUUUGUCGUCUUCUUCAGCAAGGCACUUGGCUGCCGCCCGAGCCAGCGGCCUGUGGCGCUUGCCAGAGCGCUUGCAUGUGACUGUGCUGUACUUUGGAAAGGAAUCUAAGAGGCCAGAGGCAGAGAAGCUUGUGGGGAUGACUUUCCCGGUCAAGGUCACUGGCUUGGUCUUCGUGCGGGGAGGAGGUCUUCUUUGUGCCACUUGUGCCUUUGAGGCGGAGGAUCACAGCUCAUUAGCAGCUGUUGCCGGGGAAGACUGGUGCCCACAUAUCACGAUGCGAGCUUACCUGGGCCGAGAAUUGCUUGGGAGACAAGGCGCUGGCUAUAUUGCCAUCGAGUAGCCCCAAGAUCGCGAGCGAGGUGGAAGAGACCCAGUUGGAUCCGGCGAGUCCAGAGGGUCCAGACGACGAGGCUCGCGCUGACGUUCCGCCGAACACCAUCUUGCCACACUCCAAUGGAAGCAUGCAGGUCUUCAGCAACACGCGCCUUUUGGAUGAAACGAUCGACCUCUGUGCCCUUCAGUUGAGCGAACCGCUGGAGCUGGGCCCCUGUGAGUUCAAGCUCUUU